Molecule: messenger RNA, 912 nt
Organism: Olea europaea var. sylvestris
Lineage: Eukaryota; Viridiplantae; Streptophyta; Magnoliopsida; Lamiales; Oleaceae
Exons: 3
Coding region: 67-699 (210 amino acids)
Source: RefSeq, a predicted model, not a curated record
UCGAAAAUAAUUAAAUUAUAUACAUAGGAAGAAAAAGAGGGGAGGCUCCUCAAAAAAAGAAAAAAAAUGGGUAGUUUUGAGGAGGAGAAUCUGUAUCAGAUGGUGAAUGAUUUUCUUGAAUCAGAAUCAACACCACCACUUUUAUCUUCUGCCCCGCAAAGCUUGAUCAUCAAUGGUCAUCAUGCUAAAUAUUACAUCUUGCAGGAGAUUCUUGAAAGUGGGGAUGUUGCAGAAACUGAUGUUCUUGGGAGUGUAAUGACGCAUAUGAGAAAGAAUAUUGAUGUUGAAUGGAGUACUACUACACUGAAGAAGUGGCUUGUCAAGAAGUUGAAAAUUGAUGGCCUUAAUGCAGCUCUAUGUCACUCCACUUGGCCUACUACUAUGAAUUGUCCUGGUGGUGAAUAUGUUUACGUUGAAGUUAUACCAGAAGAUAAAAAUGGUUGUCCGUUGAAGGUGAUAGUAGAUACAGAUUUCAAGUCACAGUUUGAAUUGGCAAGGCCUACGUCAACUUACAAAGAGCUCUCCAACAUGGUGCCAACUAUCUUCGUCGGGACAGAACAAAAGCUGAAGAAAAUUAUUUCCAUUCUUUGUGCAGAAGCCAGAAUUUCAUUUCUUGAAAGGGGUCUCCAUGUACCUCCAUGGAGGACAAGCACUUACAUGCAAUCCAAAUGGUUUUCUGCCUGUGAGAAAGGGCAAUAAUUUCGCAUAAGCAGAGAAGUUGACACAAAAAAGAAGAAAUGAAUGAGAAAAGAGUUGGUGACAUUGUUCUAUCUAAAAUUUCCACAAUUUUGUAAAAUUAAUUUGGUUUCCUUUUAAAAUAUCCAAUGUGGUGUGUGAAUAUUUUAGGAGCCCAAACUAUGUGAUUGAAUAAAUCCUUCUCUAUGUGUUGCGGGUCAAGGGCUACUUCUCCCU